Melanotaenia boesemani (Boeseman's rainbowfish) is the source of this 3334-nucleotide messenger RNA. It is a transcript of the gene selenoo1, whose product is annotated as selenoprotein O1. Lineage: Eukaryota; Metazoa; Chordata; Actinopteri; Atheriniformes; Melanotaeniidae. The record is from RefSeq and is a predicted model, not a curated record. The transcript has 9 exons.
CCAGUCGAACAAAUGAUAGUGUAACUCAACGCCGUCUCGAAAACAUCCGCUGUGCGGGAUUAUGAAAGCAUGACUAGAGACUAAAGUCGUUCUAACUGCGCCACUGAACACCAACACACAGAUGGCCUAGUUUGGAUGGCUCACUUUGGACCUCGGCUGGGGCCGUCACGCAUCUUCCUUUCACGCGUGGCCGUGUUCAGACUCCUCGGGUCUGUAGGAAUGGAGGACAUGGGUUUGGUAAUAAGUCGUUCCCCACUGGAGCGGCUCGACUUUGAUAAUGUCGUUCUCAAGAAACUUCCCAUGGACCCGUCCGAGGAGCCGGGGGUGCGGCAGGUAAAAGGAGCGUGUUUCUCACGCGUGAAGCCUCAACCGCUGACCAAGCCUCGGUUCGUGGCUGUGUCACAUGAAGCCCUGGAGCUGCUUGGUCUCGAAGGACAGGAGGUCAUGAACGACCCUCUCGGGCCGGAGUAUCUCAGCGGAUCCAAAGUUAUGCCUGGAUCCGAGCCUGCGGCUCACUGCUACUGUGGUCACCAGUUCGGCCAGUUUGCCGGACAGUUGGGAGACGGGGCUGCCUGCUACCUAGGAGAGGUGAAGGUGCCAUCAGGCCAAGAUCCCGAGCUGCUCCGGGAAAACCCGAGCGGUCGGUGGGAGAUCCAGGUGAAAGGAGCAGGGCUUACUCCCUAUUCCAGACAAGCUGAUGGCCGUAAGGUCCUGCGCUCCAGCAUAAGAGAGUUCCUGUGCAGUGAGGCAAUGUUCUUCUUGGGUGUGCCCACAACCAGAGCAGGCUCUGUGGUCACCUCUGACAGCAGGGUUGUACGGGAUGUGUACUACAGCGGGGACCCCCGCCAUGAGAAAUGCUCAGUGGUCCUCCGCAUUGCUCCCACCUUCCUCAGGUUUGGAUCCUUUGAGAUCUUCAAGCAAGCCGAUGAAUUCACAGGCCGCCAGGGUCCCAGCUAUGGACGUGAUGAGAUCCGAGGUCAGAUGAUGGACUAUGUCAUUGAGAUGUUUUACCCUGAAAUCCAGCAGAACUACCCAGACAGGGUAGAGAGGAACGUGGCUUUCUUUAGAGAGGUGAUGCAUCGUACGGCUCGGCUUGUGGCUCAGUGGCAGUGUGUAGGAUUCUGUCAUGGAGUCCUGAACACAGACAACAUGAGCAUCUUGGGACUCACACUGGACUAUGGUCCAUAUGGCUUCAUGGACAGGUUUGAUCCAGAUUUCAUUUGUAACGCAUCCGACAACUCUGGCCGAUACUCCUACCAGGCCCAGCCGGAUAUCUGCAGGUGGAACCUGAUUAAGCUGGCGGAGGCUCUUGCUCCGGAGUUGCCACCAGAGCGUGCUGAGGCUGUUAUGGACGAGUAUCUGAAUUUAUUCAACAGUUUCUACCUGCAGAAUAUGAGGAAGAAGCUGGGUUUGCUGAAGAAAGAGGAGCCUGAGGAUGAGAUGCUGAUCACUGAACUCCUGCAGACAAUGCACAACACAGGUGCUGACUUCACCAAUACUUUCCGUAGCUUGAGUCACAUUUCCUGUCCCACUGAUGGAGAAUCUGAGGGAGAAGAGGAACCGAUCAAGAAAGCAACAGACCUCCUCCUUGAGCAGUGUGCCUCCUUAGUGGAGCUCAAGGCUGCCAACCAACCCACUAUGGAUCCACGUGAGCUGGCAAUGUUGCUCUCUAUGGCUCAGAGCAACCCAACGCUGUUCCAGAUGAUCUCGGACAGGGUGACGAUAGCAAGGCAGCUAGACAGGCUCAGCAAACUGAAAGACCUGAUGGAGACCAACCAGGAGGAGCUGAAAACUAAGCAGGCCGAAGAGUGGACCUCAUGGAUUAAAUACUACAGGAAACGUCUGGCUCGAGAACUGGAUGGGGAGAGCGACGAGCAGGCCGUGCAGGAGGAGAGGGUGAGGGUGAUGGACAGCACCAACCCUCGUGUGGUGCUCAGGAACUACAUUGCCCAGAAUGCAAUAGAGGCUGCUGAGAAUGGGGACUUCUCUGAGGUCCUGCGGGUCCUCAAGGUUCUGGAGAAACCUUUCUCCUCUCAGCCAGGUCUGGAGCUUCCUGCUUGGGUGGGUGGACAUGGUGCCACUGCACAGGGAGAAAGGGACGAAGGUGAAGAGCAACAGCAAGAAGCGUCUACAUCAGCAACCAGAGACCCGGUGCCUUAUGACAGCAAGCCCCCAGCGUGGGCCCACAAAAUCUGCGUCACAUGAUCUUCGUAAUAGCUUCCUUGAUUCUUUGCUUUCCUGCCUGAAGGAACAAGACAGUUUGACAGUUUUUUUUAAUAUCCUUCCCCACUUUUUUACUCACUGUCCAACUUUCUGUUUAUCUUCAGCUGGCAGCAUCAAGGAAGCUAAAAAGAGAACCGACUUUUCAUAGGAUAGCAAGAUGACACAAAGCAGACAGAUGAUGUUGAGUUGACAUGUUUCUUCUUGGGCUUUAGGUUUUAACUUGGAACAGGAUCUUGCAGUGAGUUUUAAUGUCAAAGGUUCUUUAGUAGAUAAGGGAUUUGCUGAGUCAUCUCUAUGUGGACUUUCUGUGGAGGACCCUGAAUGUGAGAUCUGUCAACAAAAAACAAAGUACGGGUUCUUAUCCCAUAUUUUUGCCUGUAUAAAAUUUAACCGAAAGAACUCUAUUUUGUUUCCUUCAGCUCAACGUCUUACCAGUCUGUUAGGUGUUUCUUUAGCUAUUAAUGAUGAGUCAGGCAGCAAGUCCAGCAGGGACAUGACUGACUCUGACAAGCUAUGAGGUGUCGCUUCAACUCACCAAAUUGUAUGUUUGUGAGUGAGAGAAAAAUGAUAUCUGUGGGUGAAAGAGAGUUAUUGCAUUUGACUUUUAAAAAGCUGCAAUACAUAAACGCGCACAAUAAAUUCUUUAAAGGCUUCGCCUUUUGAUGCUGUUGUAGUUCAUCUAUAGACCGAACCACACGCUAUGUUUUCUGAUACCUAAUAUGAUCAUUCUGCAUCAAAACUAUCAGUUCACUGAAAGAAGCUUAGAUCUGGAUGUUAUAUUGUACUGUUUUAUGUUUUACUGAGCCACAAGCAAGGAUUUUGUAAAAAGGGGAAUUCAUGAAUUAAUUUUAAAGGGCUCAUAUAAGGUCAUCAUUGCUGAUUAUAACUCAGCUAAUCUAGAUCCAGGAAUAGUCGUCCAGUUUGACAAAGUUCUGUCAAAUAAAACACGAACAACAAAUGGAAAUAGUAUGUUGAUAUAUAUAUAUAUAUAUAUAUAUAUAUAUAUAUAUGUGUGUGUGUGUGUGUGUGUGUGUAUAAAAUGACUUCUCUGUUUUAGCGUUUUCAAAUAAACUGAGCUUUCAACAAACAUUGUGCCAUUUCUGACUUGAAA